AAAAUACCAUAAUAAUUUAUAAGACUGUGAUAAAUAUUAAAUAGUAGUAAUAUAGUAUACGAAAGUUUAAAAUAAUUUUUGGUCUUAUGUAAUAGUAAUUAUUGAGGUAACAAAUGAUAAAAUGUACUAGUUUUAUUAGUAUAUAAUUAAUUCAAUGAACUGUUAAGAGAAAUUUUUAACUUUAAAAACAAAUGGGCCAAAAAUCUAGCCAAUUCUCUGCCGAAGAGUUAAAUGACUAUCAGGAUCUCACUUAUUUUACAAAAAAAGAAGUUUUGAUUGCACAUGAAAAGUUCAAGUCUUUAGCUCCUGAAAAAGUGGGACAUAAUAAAAAUGCAAAAUUAGCAUUAAACAAGGUUCUUAAGCUACCUGAAUUAGCAGCUAAUCCUUUUGGUGAACGUAUGUGUCAAGUAUUCAGUUCUAGUCAAGAUGGGGAUUGUACAUUUGAAGAUUUUUUAGAUAUGAUGUCAGUAUUUAGUUCUAUGGCACCUGCAGAUGUAAAGGCUGAACAUGUCUUUAGAAUUUUUGAUUUUGAUGGUGAUGACAUGUUAGGUGUUGGAGAUAUUAAAAAAGUAAUUCAAUGUUUAAUCGGAGAACAAAAUGUCUUUAAUGAUAAUGAUCUUAAACGUUUGGUACAUAAAAUAUUUGAAGAAGUAGAUUUUGAUGACGACGGCGCUCUUUCAUUUUCUGAAUUUGAACACGUAACUGACAUGUGUCCAGAUUUUGUUAAGUCAGUAUAUAUUUUUUAUUGUAUUAUCAAUGCUUGUUUGCUUCAAGAUCAUUGGUUUUAAAAUGUUCAAUUUUUUUUAAAUAGAUUGUAUUCAGUAAUUAUUAUCAUUUGUAUAUUUAACAUUUUUUUAUAUUUUAUAUACUUGCAUGAAUUGCAUGGUUGUUAAUUGUUAGAUAAUUAUGCCUCUCUAGUUUAAGAAACAAUAUUUUUUUUUUUGAUAAUUCAACAUAUUUUAUAGCAUUAAAACCAAAUGCGAAUACACUUAGUUAGUACAC
Messenger RNA from Acyrthosiphon pisum (pea aphid), 1002 nucleotides. RefSeq names its product calcium and integrin-binding protein 1-like. Gene Ontology annotation, molecular function: calcium ion binding; magnesium ion binding. The record is from RefSeq and is marked predicted. Lineage: Eukaryota; Metazoa; Arthropoda; Insecta; Hemiptera; Aphididae.